GCACUGCUCGGAGCGCUCACACUCGAAGGAGUGAGUGCGAGAGAGGCGCUUAAGUAACUUUGAAAAGACAUUUUGGAUUGUUUCACCUGUUUUUUCCUGCCCUACUUGGUGUCGGAUUUCAGAGUACAUUUAACCAGAACCAGUUUUUUGUUUCGCUUUAAUAUUUUAGUGUUAUACGGAAGAAGUGGAGCGUCAUUUGACUACAUCGUAUCCAUCGUCUGGGACUAGAGCGCAGCACGUGUGUGGACUAGAGUUUAAUACUAUAUGAGUGAACUUUCUGUGUCCAAGGACUUUUAAGUGCGUUUGGGGGGAAACUGUGAGUUAAGUAUUGGACGGGAGGACGGAGGAGCCCCCCUCCCCUGCCUCCCAAUUGUUCAGGCUGUGCAUGAUUUGACUGAUGGAUGUCCAUACAUUCCUAAAGAGCUUCUGAGGAGUAAACAGAGAAGCAAGUCCAACAUUCUGGUCCCAUCACAUCCUACAGCUUCUCGAAAUUUAAACACCGUGAGUCGAAGUUGUGGGUGCCCUCAGAAGAGGAAGUUUGUAAGCAGGGGAGGGGGGCUUCUCCCGCUCUUGUACCCUCUCCCUAACCCCCAGCUCAGCAUGCACCAGCCCCUGAGCACCUCCACAGCUCCUCCAGCUCCACUACCAUGUGUAGAUGGACAGUGACACAAGGUGCAUCGGUCGCCUGGUUCUCCUCCUACCCCCGCCACAGCCACCACAAAACCCCGCCGCACCUCCUCCCCUUCGCCUUCCUUCUCCUACUCCUCCUGCUCGGACCGUCCUCAUCCCUGUCUUCUCCUGCACCGCAGAGUUUUAACCAAAGCCACCAUGCUGGAGGAAGGAGCCCACCACUCCCCUUCGUUUCACAGGAAUCAUCACCAUCUUUCUCCUCACCGGCACCUCUGCACGCCUCCUCCGCCAGGUUGCCACGGGCGACCAACGCGUCGUCGUCAUCUUCUUCAGGCGCCGUGGUGGGGCGCCACGUGCGCAGCAGCUACAACCACCUGCAGGGAGACGUGCGCCGACGGAAAUUGUUCUCCUACCAGAAAUUCUUCCUCCGCAUUGACAAGAAAGGGAAAGUCAACGGCACCAAAAGUGAGGACGACCCUUACAGUAUUCUGGAGAUCAAGUCGGUGGAUGUGGGAGUCGUGGCCAUCAGGGGCCUUAGCAGUAACUACUAUCUGGCCAUCAGCAAGAAGGGAGAGCUGUACGGCGCGAGGGACUUUGGGCCCGACUGUCGCCUGAUCGAGCGCAUCGAGGAGAACAAGUACAACACGUACGCUUCUGCGGAGUGGCGCAACAAGAGGAAGCACAUGUUUGUGGGACUCAACGCCAACGGCAAAGCCGUGAGGGGCAAGAAGACCAGAAGGAAAAACACAACCACUCACUUCUUGCCCAUCGUGGUGCAUCCCCGAUGAUGGGACAUUACUGUAUGUGUCCUGCCAGGGGAAGCUUCAUUCUGCAGACUGCUGAGCAUCUGGAGGGGGAUUUUGUUUGGAAGGAGACUGAACGCUACUACGCAUCCAGAGGAGCAACAAGGAUGGAAACCUAAAGACAUUCCGCAUCUGUCGUAUGAGGACACUUCUAUUUUUUAAAGAAAGAUAUAUUGCUAUACAAUGUACAGUAUAUAAUAUUUUUGGGUCUAACUUAUAAAAGAAUUCUGGCACAGUAGGAAAUAUGAGAAGAAUAAAUAAUGUGAUCAGCAACUGACAGAGAAGAAGAUGAGGAGGUGAGAAGAAGGGAGAAGUUGACAGACCAGCAAACCAAACAAGUCAAGCUCGAUCAAAAGUUUUCUUUAAAUUUAUUUAUUUUGUGUAAUAUUUAACAGAAAGAACAAAUACAUGCUAAAAAUGCAAUUGAGCGUCUUUAUUUUUUUUUUAACCAUUU
This is a messenger RNA of Phycodurus eques (leafy seadragon), 1887 nucleotides long. It is a transcript of the gene fgf10a, whose product is annotated as fibroblast growth factor 10a. Lineage: Eukaryota; Metazoa; Chordata; Actinopteri; Syngnathiformes; Syngnathidae. The transcript has 3 exons. Bases 648 to 1418 code for a protein of 256 amino acids. Gene Ontology annotation, cellular component: cytoplasm. Gene Ontology annotation, biological process: animal organ morphogenesis; positive regulation of epithelial cell migration; positive regulation of protein phosphorylation. The record is from RefSeq and is a predicted model, not a curated record. Gene Ontology annotation, molecular function: growth factor activity; chemoattractant activity; type 2 fibroblast growth factor receptor binding.